GCAAACCCUCCUCCCCCUCCUCGCUUCCUCCAUUUUUGGACACCGACUCCGAUCGAACGAGCCACUCAUCGGCCUCCGCCCCCUUUUUAAUUCCGAUCGUCGCUUCGGAUUUCGAUUCGGCCUCUCUCUAGAACGAGCAGCGACGAACUCAUCGAUCGACCGAUCCCGCCGAUCUCCGCCGUGAGCAGGUCUUCGGCACCGAUCGCCAUGGCGAGGCCCUCGAAGCAGCAGGCGUCGUCCGACAGGCCCUGUCGGACGGGUCCGAGGAGGAGGAGUAGCCGCAGCUCGACGAGCCCGUCAACGAGGAGGACGAGGAGGAGCUCGAGGCCGUCGCCCGCUCCGCCAGCUCCGCCGACGAGGACGACGCCGCCCCCGCCGCCGACGACGACGCCGACGAGAAUGCCGAGGCCGAGGAGGAGGAGGACAAUGAGGAAGAUAAUGGUGAAACAGAAGUUAGCAAGAUGAAAAGGCCAGGAUUCGUGAAAUGCAAAAGUUGAAGAAUCAGAAGAUUCAGGAAAUACUGGAUCAGCAAAAUGCCGCUAUUGACGCUGAUAUGAAUAAUAAGAGAAAAGGGCGGUUGAAGUAUCUUCUGCAGCAAACUGAGAUUUUUACUCAUUUUGCCGGAGGAAACCAGUCCGCUUCACAGAAAAUUAAAGGAAGGGGUCGUCAUGAAUCUAAAAUAACUGAAGAGGAAGAGGAUGAAGAAUGUCUUAAGGAGGAAGAAGAUGGCUUGUCUGGUACGGGAAACACACGGCUGCUGUCACAACCCUCUUGUAUACAAGGAAGAUGCGGGAUUACUAGCUUGCUGGAUUGAAUUGGCUCAUAAGAUUGUAUGAGAAUGGCAUUAACGGAAUACUUGCAGAUGAAAUGGUAGGUCAUGGGCUGCAGCAUUUAGACGUGUGCAGUAUGGAAGCUGGAAAGGCUAGAAGAUGCAGAUCUCAGAGAAAAUUUGCUAAUAGAAAUUCCAAUGAUAUCUUGGAGAUGUUCAUCAUGUAAGAUCUUGAAAUUGACAUAUGCUGAGAUAACCAAUUAUCGAGGCUCCUAGAAAGUCUUAUAUGUCUACAAUAUUCAUACCGAGUUAAUGAUGGCAUUUCUGGUCUCUCCAACUUGAAAAGCUUGAGAGAUUCGUCCUUGGCUAGCCAAUAACUCUCUUCCCCCAGUUGACUAGGAACUUGAAAAGAUUGUGGAAGAUUCUAUCCCCAGUGGAUUGGUAGGUUAAACAGACUGGAGUCUUUAAAGUUGUCCUCUUCGAUAAUGACCACCUUAUCGCAAGAUAUUCCGCAACUUUCUCAUCCCUAGAGAGUUGAACUCUGUCGGGAAUGUUUGUAGUGCCUCCCGAGGCUUCCCUCAAGUUUACCGUCCAUAUGUAUUAGACAUUUCCUAUCAGUGGGUACAUUAAUAGACCUAUCAACCUUGAAGAAACUGUAAGAACUUCUAAUUGA
Eucalyptus grandis is the source of this 1442-nucleotide messenger RNA. RefSeq names its product probable chromatin-remodeling complex ATPase chain. NCBI's taxonomy places the organism in Eukaryota, Viridiplantae, Streptophyta, Magnoliopsida, Myrtales, Myrtaceae. The coding region runs from base 485 to 814 and encodes 109 amino acids. The record is from RefSeq and is a predicted model, not a curated record. The transcript is spliced from 5 exons.